Gekko japonicus is the source of this 1808-nucleotide messenger RNA. RefSeq names its product small glutamine-rich tetratricopeptide repeat (TPR)-containing, alpha (gene SGTA). The coding region runs from base 117 to 1055 and encodes 312 amino acids. Gene Ontology annotation, biological process: post-translational protein targeting to endoplasmic reticulum membrane. Gene Ontology annotation, cellular component: membrane; TRC complex. The transcript is spliced from 13 exons. Gene Ontology annotation, molecular function: molecular adaptor activity; protein binding. The record is from RefSeq and is a predicted model, not a curated record. Lineage: Eukaryota; Metazoa; Chordata; Lepidosauria; Squamata; Gekkonidae.
GAACAAGACAAGGGGCCCUUAGAAGGUGCAUGCGUAGUUGGGCUCGGUGGCCGCUUCGCUGCUGGGGGGCGACUGAGGGCUGGAAGUAGCAGCAAAGGUUCACCCAGAGCGACAGAAUGGCAGACAAGAAACGCCUCGCCUUCUCCAUCAUCCAGUUCCUCCAGGAUCAGUUGCAGAACGGGGGCCUUUCCCCUGAUGCUCAAGAGAGCUUGGAAGUUGCCAUCCAGUGCCUAGAGACAGCCUUUGGGGUGUCCAUGGAGGAUAGAGGCUUGGCCAUUUCUCAGACCCUUCCUGAAAUCUUUGACGCUGCAGCAGCAAAGGAGCCCCAGCCGAGCAGAACAAAUUCUGAGCCGGUCACUCCCUCCGAAGAAGACGCAGCUGAAGCAGAGAGGCUGAAAACAGAAGGAAACGAGCAAAUGAAGGCGGAGAACUUCGAAAGCGCCAUCUCCUACUAUGGGAAAGCCAUCGAACUGAACCCAUCCAACGCGGUGUACUACUGCAACAGGGCUGCUGCUUACAGCAAACUUGGGAAUUAUGCCGGAGCAGUUCGAGACUGUGAAAGGGCGAUAAACAUCGAUCCCAAAUACAGCAAAGCCUACGGCAGAAUGGGCUUAGCGCUGUCCAGUCUAAACAAACUCUCAGAUGCCGUCAUCUACUACAGAAAAGCCUUGGAACUGGACCCCGACAAUGAAACAUACAAGUCGAACCUGAAAGUAACUGAGCAGAAAAUGAAAGAGGCUCCGAGUCCGACGGGCGGCACCGGAGGCUUCGAUCUAGCCGGCUUGCUCAACAACCCGGGCUUCAUGAGCAUGGCAUCUAACUUGAUGAACAAUCCACAAGUACAGCAGCUGAUGUCCGGGAUGAUUUCAGGCGGUAACAAUCCCAUGGCGGCGCAGGGAGCCGCUCCUUCCCCCAACGACCUUGCCAGCCUUAUUCAAGCAGGCCAACAGUUUGCCCAGCAAAUGCAGCAGCAGAACCCCGAACUCAUAGAGCAACUGCGCAGUCAGAUUCGGAGUCGAACUCCCAGUGCCAGCAACGAGGAGCAGCAGGAAUGAGAGAGGCAGCGGGGGUGGUCUUUGUUGGAAACCCAUCCUCCGCUGGAAACACAUCCUCCGCUGCAAGGGAAAAUGAGGAAAAGGAAAGGAAAAAAAAAGCAACUGGAAAGCCAUUUCUGCAGCUGGAAACUACCCAAGAGGGAAAAGGGGCGGGUGGGGAACCGAACGUGAUACGACCUGCAUGUUAGAGACAGUCUCUCGUAGCCUCCCCUUCCUCUCUUCCUCCCUCCACGCUCCACUCCCACGUGGGUUUCUCCAGAAGAGCCAGCACGCUACCAACUGCAGACCUGCAUCGAUCCUUCUCUGGGACUCUUGAAAACCAACCACCACUCUGGCACAGUUAAAUUCCCUCUUUCGCCCAAAGAAGCACCGUUGCUUGGAAGAACACUGCACUCGGAUAGAGAGCCCUUAGCCAGUCUCAAAGGUGCAGGCGACGGAUUUUUAGGUUUUUACUCCUUGCGAACCCUUCCGUAACAAAUAAGAGGGACUUGGGGUGUGUGCAGUAUGCGUGUACUAUUAUUACUAUUAUUAUUAUUUUAAGAAACAGCUUGUCACCUUUUGCUGACUCUUCUUGGCACUUGUGAGCCCAGGGUGUGUUUGGGACUCUCACGCCAUUUGUUCUUUCUCUCUCCGUCACCAGCGUGCAACGCAGAACAGCCAGUCGGAGGACCUCAUGAAAGGAUUUUGUGAUCAUGUGUGUUGGGGAGGGGGGCAGCCAGUCCUGGGGGUGGGGUGAUAAAUAGUAAAGACCGU